Messenger RNA from Rotaria sp. Silwood2, 486 nucleotides. The record is from the annotation of a GenBank genome assembly. NCBI's taxonomy places the organism in Eukaryota, Metazoa, Rotifera, Eurotatoria, Philodinida, Philodinidae.
AUGCGUCUUGAACAAGAAGAAAAAGAACAAAAAUGGCUUCAAAUUGAGAAACAAAUCAAACAGGAAUAUGAAGAAGAAAUACAGUCGCAUGCACAAAAUAUGUUUGUCAUCAUUAAAGAAGUCACUCCGCUAAAUGAGAAGCAAAAAGGUUUAGAAAAACGAAUGCAAACACUGAAACGCAUUGAAAAAACCAUUAAAAAUUGUGAAUAUUCCGAUUUCCAUUCACAAAUCAUGCAUGACUUCAUACUACCAAAAUUCGAUUUACUCAUUAAUUAUAUCAAGGAAAGUGUUCAGAAUAUAGAUGAGUAUUUCAUUGAUAAAAUACCUAAACUAACAUUUGUAGAAGUCAAUGGUGAUACAUAUGCUAUUACUCUCCGUGGCUUUCCAGAUCAUCAUACAGCAUUUGAAGCUGUCCGAGAUCGAUUAUUCAAUCUUUCAAAUUCAGUCAAAUCAGCCAAAGAAUUUUAUCAACGAGACAUCAAUUGA